UGAAACAAUUGUACAUCCGGGUGAAGCUAUGUUUACAGUCCGGGCGGAAACAUCCAUAGAUGGAGGACAGCUAACGUCAACUGUCCAGUGAGAAAGCUGCAUUUACAUCGUAUCCUGCAACCACUUUGCUGCGAAAUCACCACCGAUGGCGUCUCAGAUCCCCAUAACCGUGAAGAGCCAGGCGGCAGCCGGCAGCUCUGCGGCUCUAAGAGGGAAGAAACGUCCCGGGAGUCCGGCGGUGGCUGCCGCUCAGCAGACCGGCGGCAGCAACAAGAAGAAGAAAGGACAGCCGGCAGCGACACCGGCCACACAGACCCAGAUAACAGCAGUAGACAAUGUGGCUGAGGUGAAGACAGCAGGAUCAAUAGACAGUGCUCCGACCACCAACACCACCACCACCACCACCACAGAGUCCACUGCAAAGCCUCCACCGUUCAAAGACCCUGCGUUUAUGCAUUCUGGGAUUGGUGGAGCAGCUGCAGGUAAAAAGAACAGGACCUGGAAGAAUCUCAAACAGAUUCUGGCUUUGGAACGGACUUUACCCUGGAAGCUCAAUGACCCCAACUACUACAGUAUUGAUGCUCCUCCCUCCUUGAAGCCAGCGAAAAAGUACUCUGACAUCUCUGGGCUCCCUGCAAACUACACCGACCCUCAGACGAAACUACGCUUUGCAUCCUCUGAGGAGUUCUCCUACAUCCGCCUCCUCCCCACUGACGUUGUUACGGGCUACCUGGCCCUUCGAAAGGCAACUUGCAUUGUACCCUGACAGCUCAGCAAGGGUUGAAACCUUAAAACGGGUUGAAACCACAACUGAACUCAUGGCAGUGAUGGAAACUGUCUGAGCAGCCAAGAGACUGUGAGAGUAGAGGCUCAAGUUGUGAAUACCACUGAAAGGACGACUGCUGGAGCUCACAGACUGGCCACUGAGAGAUAUUUGCACUGCUGUUUUUAAGAGGGCGAUCUGAGUCCAAAUGAGACUGUAUGACAAAUUAAAUGUGACAUUUAUCUCUUUUCAAUUUAGAGAAAAACUUUGUGAAUGACAUUUACAUAAUUCCUCAAGGGGACAGAAAGUGUUAUCACUGAGUUCAUUGAAAAGUCAGGAAUGGGAUACUCUCUUGCUCAUUUGUUAAAAUACAUUUCUCAGCAUUCUAGACUGUAUUUUCCUAAUCCUACAAACACAAAGACAUGUUUUGGAGCUCAGCUAAUGAUUCACUCUUUUUAAUUCCUGGGGGUACAUUCAGUUUUUUCUCUAGGAUGCCGAAUGUUCUACCUUGUGAUAGAGUAGCUCUGUUUCCAGUGAUUUAAGUGCCUUUUUUGUCCUACACAAAGCACAUGAAUCAAUGGCGAUUCCAUCAGUUCGGGUAGAGAAAGGUUGCACACAAGCUUUUGGAAGGAAUUUGUUCAUUUCAGAUUGACUGUCGGUUCUAUUUUUCAACAACCUGAUUAAAGCUAACAUCAAUUUGGUGUUAAAGUUUGA
Thunnus maccoyii (southern bluefin tuna) is the source of this 1477-nucleotide messenger RNA. It is a transcript of the gene ino80c, whose product is annotated as INO80 complex subunit C. The transcript is spliced from 5 exons. Gene Ontology annotation, biological process: chromatin remodeling. Gene Ontology annotation, cellular component: Ino80 complex. Lineage: Eukaryota; Metazoa; Chordata; Actinopteri; Scombriformes; Scombridae. The coding region runs from base 146 to 766 and encodes 206 amino acids. The record is from RefSeq and is a predicted model, not a curated record.